AUGCAAGACUCUCGUUUUAUAUCCCUUGCUUACAUCUGCCUACUGGCCCUUGUGGGCCUAGGUAGCUGCGUGGAGCUUCAAAUGCCUUCACGUGAAGAUAUCGAGGGCUCAAUCAAUAGAACGAUAGAGGAAGUCGAGAAACUGAUGGAACAGAAUCCCACCUUGCCAAGACUCAGUAGAAGCGAAAUUGUGAAUAUCUUGUUUAACAUUACGUCAAAGGAUGUGGGAUCUCUUGAGAACGAGGCGCUUGAGGCCAUAAGAAAAACGAGAGAAGACUAUCAACGUGCUCUUAUGGUUGUGUUGCCGUACAAGCCUUCCGAUGACGGGGAAAGUUUAACAGAAUUGUACACAAAACCACCCAUGGUACAAAUCGUCCCUGACAACGUAACGGAAUCACGACAGAAUUUAGCAACCGAAGUUGCUCAUAGUAUCCAUCAUCAAGCUAGUAAUUAUUCACAAUCAGUCAGAGUUGAUGAAAAUACUCACAAACUACUUACUGCUCAUAUGAGAUUCGAUGAUCCUCAAAACUCAAAAUUUCAAGAUCAAAUGAAAGUAAAGAACGUAGAGAAAACAUCGAUAAUCACUUCUACCAUCAGCACCACUACUACGACAACUACUGCGAGACCUACUAGCCACAUCCAGAAAAUAGACAAUGCACCUCAAAAAUUUGUCUUCAAUUUAAACGUCAAAGAUCAAAGAGUUGAAACAUCUCACACAUCAAUCGCAACAAAACGGCCUGUAUACAAAGGAACGUUUUCAAGAUACAGGACUAGCUAUAAACCACCUCCUAAGAAAUUAGAAAUUAUUUACAGCAGUACAACGAUAAAUACACCGACUAAAAUGACUGAAGUAUUUAAAACUGAAUCAACAACUACAAAAGUUAAACCUCCCAUAAGUAUCUUAUCAUCAGACCAAUGGCAUUAUAAUGCCCCUCCAUUGACCACAACAUUAAAAACAAUAUUGGAACUCGAUGACUCUCCUUGGAAACCUAUGGCACCUUCGAAAGGAUUUUUUUUACCAACCAUUGAAAGUCAAUCUGAUGAUUCGCACGUAUCUAACUUUGCAGAUGUAAAGGUUGAAGAUUUUGAAAAAGUUAUGGAAACACAUGAUACAGAAAAACCACUAACUAUUUUCGUGACACCUAGUACUAUGACAAACCAGAAAAAAACUAAUCAUUUUGAAAAUUUUCCUUCUGGAUUUAAAUUAACAACGACCACAACAACAACAACUGCUCCAUCGUCAACUAUGAGGCAAGAAGUGGAACAGUUAUUGAAAUCAAUUGGUCUCCAGCCCAUAAAGAUGACAAAGCAAACAAAUAUUAUCAAAUCACAUCAAAGUAACGUUGAAGCCCAAACGAAUGAGAAUAUAAUUGAUAGCAUUAAAGAUUCAAAUCUCGAAAAAGCUCCAUCAGAUUCAUUGAAACUGGAUAAAAAUAAUUCCUUUCAAGCAGCACAAUCGAAUGUUAAGAACUUAUCACCAGAUAUACAAUUACUGUUUCAAAAAUUUGGAUUACAGAUGCCUGAUCGUGUAAACACACCCAUUUCAACAACAACACUGAAGCCCAUCCCUGUGGUGAACGUUAAUUCUUAUACAAAUUUUAAGCCUCUACCAACUUCUUCAGUCAAAGAUGACGAUUUUCGUAGUUUCCUAGCAAGGUUUGGAUUGGGAGCCGGUGAAAACCGAAAUAAAAAAGCGAUGGAAUCCAGGCAAAUUACUAAGAGACCAUCAUUGUUGGAUGUUAUACCCAAUAACAUGAGAAAAGUCUUAGAGAACAUUGGUCUGAUAAAAAAAUCACCAAGGGUUGUAAAAGAUACUACUAUAGAAUCUAAAAUGGAGAUGGAUGCAUCAAAAAUAGUUGCACAUACCACACCUCUAAAUGAACACAUUUCCAAGCCUCAUGAGGGUGUGGUUCUCGUCGAUGACUCCUCGCAGAAGGAGAAAAUUAAAAAUCUACUCACAACUGUACGCAUGGUGCAAGAAGGAAAAGCCGACGUACAAGAUGUUCAAAAAGUAGCUCGCGAACUACUUCAAAGCACUAAAACAUUAGCAGAAGGACCCGAUCUGCUUAAGUUGGAGGAAAUCCUUAACAGUUAUAAAAAUAGUUUGAAAAACGAAGUCAAGAGACAACAGGACCAGACCACAACUACAUCUGCGCCGAUCGUGAAAGAAUCAAACGAACCAACACUACCCUCUAUCAACAAUACUGGUAUAAAAAAGUUUAUGAUUAAUCUUUUGGAGUCAUUAACUCCAAAUGAUGAAAGUGACGAGUCCAAGAAAACCGAUCAGUCAUCCUCAUCUUCAACGACAGAUGAAAAAGCUGCAAAUCCUUCGAUCCUUACUUCCUUAGACAUAUCUGAUGUUGUUAAUAAAACUAGUAACUCAACUUCUAGUACUUCUGACACACCUUCAGGAACUGAAUCCACCACGAAAUCUAAUAGUUUUUUCGAUAAUUUUAAUUUGGACGAUUAUACAACGACUGAAGAUUCGGCUAAAAAUUCAAACGUUAAUCUUAGUGAUCUUGAAGAUUCAUUUGGCGGAAGUACAUCUGAACCAGAUCCUGUGUUACCAACUCGACCAAAAACUGGGUUCUACUUUCUGGUGGAUUGGAAUUCAUUUUUAGAGGUCGGGGAAGAUGGAAAAGAUAAAGUUAGUUUGAGAUUUGCUCCAAAAGUUGGUGACAGAACAAGAUUUAUACCUGUCAAAAUACCCUAG
Molecule: messenger RNA, 2712 nt
Organism: Copidosoma floridanum
Lineage: Eukaryota; Metazoa; Arthropoda; Insecta; Hymenoptera; Encyrtidae
Source: RefSeq, a predicted model, not a curated record